Molecule: messenger RNA, 678 nt
Organism: Capronia epimyces CBS 606.96
Lineage: Eukaryota; Fungi; Ascomycota; Eurotiomycetes; Chaetothyriales; Herpotrichiellaceae
Exons: 3
Biological process (GO): regulation of DNA-templated transcription
Molecular function (GO): DNA-binding transcription factor activity
Source: RefSeq, a predicted model, not a curated record
AUGAAAGAAAAGUUGUCAAUUACAGGUGGAAAGCAUGGUCACUCGAUUGCCAACAUGGACAGCCUCAUGCCAUGUUUCCACCCAGGCAACCUCCCUCCCCAGCGAUCGCAACCUCCCGUCAGCCCGACCUACAGUUACAUACCUGGGCAAUAUUGGCAGACUCUGGAUUACUAUAACAUGACCGUAGGCAUCUGCUCUGGGAUGAUGACCGAAACCACCGAAGUGCCUCAGACUUUCAUGUCCAACUCCCACCACAAUAGUCUAGUCAAUUUCGAAGACUCGAUAACGAUGGUCGGCUCGCCAAUGGAGUCACUGCCGCUGGAUGCAAUCAGCAACCCAGAUACUGAGCUGCUUCAGCACAUGCAGACCGACUCCUCCAUUCAAGAGAGCCCCGCCACCGAGAUGGAGAAUUCAGCACAUUCACCGCGAAGCCAUCGGCACCAUCAUUCCUGCAUGUCCUGUGACCGUGAAAAGAGAGAGCGACGAAAAGAGCAGAAUCGCAAAGCACAACGAAAUCACCGGCUACGGAGUGAAGAAAAGCUAGAGCAGCUUAGGUCUAAGGCUCAGUUGCAAACGGAGGAGAUCGCAUCACUCAAAGAAGCCAACCGGUCGCUGAGGAAGCAUAUCGAGAUGCUGACGACGAGUAGAGACAAGAAUGGAGGAACCACGGGCUCUGGU